AUGCUCGGCGGCUCGGUAGUGCGAGCAGCGGCGGCGAUGCGCGUCUGCGCUGCGCCGACACAGUGGGUGCGUACGUUCGCCAUUUCGCGACUCGUAUGCCAAGAGACCAAGGCCGAGUGGACGCCCCUUUCGCAGCGGGUAGGCCUGAUUACACGUAAGAAAGGCAUGACGACCAUGUUCACGCCGGAAGGCCAACGUGUGCCUGUGACUGUGCUGUACGUGGACAGCAACCAGAUUUCGAAGCAUAUCCGCCAUGAGCCGGCCUCGUCUGAAGAGGCCCCGUAUAUCGCGAUGCAAGUCGCUGCGACCGAUGCCCGGCCGCAGGCCGUGACGGCGCCUGUACGUGGCCACCUUGCCAAGGCGGGGCUGGGCCCCAAGCGUGUGCUGCGUGAGUUCCGUGUGUCGGAAGAUGCACUGGUGCCGCUUGGUACGCAGCUCUCCGCCGCGCACUUUGUGCCGGGCCAGGAUGUGGAUGUGCGUGCGAUCACACGUGGUAAGGGCUUUGCCGGUGUGAUGAAGCGCCACGGCUUCGCCGGAGGCAAUGCCUCGCAUGGUGCCUCGCUUGCGCACCGUACCCCUGGUUCGAUCGGUAACAACCAGGACCCCGGCCGUGUGUUCCCAGGCAAGCGCAUGCCUGGACGCAUGGGUGGCCACUACCGCACUGUGCAGAAUGUGCGUGUACUGCGUGUGGAUGUGAAGAAUGAGCUGCUGUUCGUCAAGGGCCACGUUCCUGGGCCGGAGGGCGGUGUCGUCCUUGUGCGGGAUGCGCUGAAAAAUCUGGUGAAGAACGCAUACUUUACGUAUCGCCGUGGCCAGACGCCGGCAGGCGAGCUGUUGGACCCUGCGAAGGGCGCGGCACAGUACUUGCCGCGUGGCUUGACGGGUCUGCCGUUCCCGGCCGGCACACGCGAGAUGGCAGCGGCGCUGCCGGACGUGAUCGAGGUCGGUCCAUACCCAUAA
Malassezia pachydermatis is the source of this 960-nucleotide messenger RNA. RefSeq names its product mrpl9-mitochondrial ribosomal large subunit. NCBI's taxonomy places the organism in Eukaryota, Fungi, Basidiomycota, Malasseziomycetes, Malasseziales, Malasseziaceae. The transcript has a single exon. The coding region runs from base 1 to 960 and encodes 319 amino acids. Gene Ontology annotation, molecular function: structural constituent of ribosome. The record is from RefSeq and is a predicted model, not a curated record. Gene Ontology annotation, cellular component: ribosome; mitochondrial large ribosomal subunit. Gene Ontology annotation, biological process: translation.